CUCUCUAAGUCGCAUCUGCAGCAACAGAAAGGAUCGUAAACACGUAAUUAGCUAAACUAUUCAGUGAACCACGUUGUACACGUCCGACAUAGCAUUAACAUCUAGCUCUGUGCGUGAAACGCGGGCUUAUUAGCGGCCAAUUUAACGAAUCCACUGGCUCGUACUUUAUACUACGUGUAUGUACACGGGAAAACCGAGGCAUUGAAAAUCGGCGCACAGCCCACAGCGAAAACUAUGAUUUUGGCUGCGUUGGGGCGAGAUGGCGUACAGGACCGGCCUAUUUGCGCUGAUUUUGUUGGCUGAUCUGCUGUUGCGGGGGAGCAGGGUUUUUGCGAUCGACCAACAACGUUGGCAGUUCGAUGAUUCCAGUAGUGAUACAGCUGAAAAAUAUCUGUGCAAUUUUAAUGAGCCAAAGGGAACAUACAACGCUACGGAUCUCAUUUUGUGCAUGAAUUCACUAGCCUCAAUGAUACUGCUGCAGCGAAAUUUCAACUCAAAUAGAAUGACAGAUCGCGUAUAUCAAGAUUCGGGACAGUCGUACCCCACGUACCUGGAUUACUCAUCGGUCAGCGGGGCUACAUCGAAUCACUUCAACGGAAACAUGCUUACUUCACUGCUCCCUGGCACUCUACCAUUGACAAGCCUGGCAGACUUCCUUGGCAGUUUCACCACUCUCACCAGGCCAGGCUUUAAUUUGUUCGGCGCUUUGUCCUCAAUUGCUCAGUACGACGAUUUGAAGUGCGUCCCGCGCAUACUUUGCGAGAUCGCGAGUGGUUCGAUGCCUGGAAGUGCGGGCUACAGGCAGAACUCUGGCUAUCAAGAUUUUCAGAAGAGCCCCAUUCUGAGUUUGCUGAGCGCUUUUGACGUGGGUGGAUCCUCUCCGAUUCUAUCAUUUGGCAGAGCAGCGCUACUAGGAUACACUAACAUGGGCCACUCGAGUAUGUGCUACCAUGAGUAUCCAAGAUGUCCACGUAGGCAAGACCAGCUAAUUUCAUAUUUGAAUAACCACAAGGGAGGCUUCUUCCGGUUAUUUAGUUCUAAUCGUGACAGCUACAAUGUACCUCAACAACCAGCGUAUCGACCAUACUAUCGGAAACCUAGCAAUGAGUUGGAGUACAGGAUUGUGGGGUCAGAUACAGAGGAUCCGACGACGCCGUUGUAUUUGAGGCCUGAAGCCGACAGAACAGGAACGGGAAAAUUAUCGUUCGCCAACUCUGAUUUUCAAGAGCAAGACAGUAACAACGCGAACUUUUUUCCGACAAAAUCACAGAAAAAUGACUUUACUACUUUUACCUUUCCUAAGGAAAAUGAACACAGUUACCAUCAACUAAAUCCUGCUAAAGUAUUGAUAAAUGAAUUCAACGAAAAUCAAAGAGAUCCGCUGCGAAAAGAUCGUCAGUUUUUUAUUCAGGACGACAAAAAUUAUAAUUUGGAGCAACCUUACGGAGCUGAUUACAAUCAAAGACCUCGAACUGUAGUAUUGGGAAACAAAGGCCUUUUGUUUUUUCCAUCAGAUUCAGCACAGAGGGAUACAUUUACCUUCGUAAUUCCUAAUAAUCACCGGAGCUAUUGACGAGAUAAUGUGGUGAAAGCUGUUGGCACUGUGUGGAAAUAAUUUCAUACAUAUUAUUGUCAUUUAUUAUUCAGUUUCUACCACUCAGUAAUAAUGCUCUAUUUAUUAAUCGCAGUAUUUGUAAUUUAAUUAGUCAUACAAUUAAUACUAUUUUUGUACUUCGAAUAAUACGAA
Messenger RNA from Copidosoma floridanum, 1747 nucleotides. RefSeq lists its product as uncharacterized. Lineage: Eukaryota; Metazoa; Arthropoda; Insecta; Hymenoptera; Encyrtidae. The record is from RefSeq and is a predicted model, not a curated record.